Molecule: messenger RNA, 934 nt
Organism: Trichomycterus rosablanca
Lineage: Eukaryota; Metazoa; Chordata; Actinopteri; Siluriformes; Trichomycteridae
Gene: slx9
Product: SLX9 ribosome biogenesis factor
Exons: 6
Coding region: 61-783 (240 amino acids)
Biological process (GO): maturation of SSU-rRNA from tricistronic rRNA transcript (SSU-rRNA, 5.8S rRNA, LSU-rRNA)
Cellular component (GO): 90S preribosome; nucleolus; preribosome, small subunit precursor
Source: RefSeq, a predicted model, not a curated record
CUAGAAUAACACGCUAGUUGGGUAUAUUUACAUUUCUAGUGUUAAAAAACGUUUAGUAAAAUGGUAGGGAAAAUAAAACGAACGAGACAGAAGCUUCACCAAGAGGCUGUAAAGAUAGAUAAUGCAAAUAAAAACACUUUACCUAGUUUAGAAAAUAUAGGAGCAAAGAUUCCUGCUUUACCUUUAAACCUACAAAAAGCUACAAAACUAGAGACACGAAUAAAAACAGCUGAUAUAAAAACAAAGAAUGAAAAGGCGUUUAAUUUUCCAAAGGGGAUUUUUGCUGGUACUGUGAUCCCUCCUGAGGCUCUGGUUCAGACUCUGCAAGUCGCUGAACCUUCAACAGUGCAACCAACAGCCGAACAGCAAAAAGGUUCGGGUGAAAAAAAGCAGCAGUCAAAGAAGGAGAAGAUGAAGGAGAGGCGACAGCGCUGGCUUAACAAGAUCAGCGCCAUUAAACUCGCCCAUGAGCAGCAGGCGGAGCUCAAGCGCCGGAAAGCCACACCUGUGGUGGGAGAUAUGAGGUCCCUAGCUGAUGCCCUUCCAGAGCUCAGCCACUUUAUUAAGACAUCUGCUACCAGGAAACAGAGACGCGUGGUGAUAAAAAAAGAAGAACCGUCAGAUUACUGCCAGAUGAAACCAGCACAGAAACGCAAACUUCUGGAGACAGAAAUGUCCCGCUUCAGUGAGGCCAUGAAAGACUCUACUUUCAAAGUAAACCCCCUUGCUGCCAUCGGUGAGCACCUGAGAAAACGUCUCAAACAGGAAGAUGAGCAGAGUUAACUCUGUCUUUAUUCUUAAUAGACUGUCUAUAUAAAUAAUUAUACAAUAUAACAAACUUACAGCCCAACAUUGCGGCUGUAAACAUGCUCUGUAUCUGUAUUCUGAUUCAUCCCAACACACGGGUGGGUACAAUAAACACAUGCCUCUCUGA